Messenger RNA from Suncus etruscus (white-toothed pygmy shrew), 885 nucleotides. It is a transcript of the gene NKX2-6, whose product is annotated as NK2 homeobox 6. The transcript has 2 exons. NCBI's taxonomy places the organism in Eukaryota, Metazoa, Chordata, Mammalia, Eulipotyphla, Soricidae. Gene Ontology annotation, cellular component: nucleus. Bases 1 to 885 code for a protein of 294 amino acids. Gene Ontology annotation, biological process: regulation of transcription by RNA polymerase II; cell differentiation. Gene Ontology annotation, molecular function: RNA polymerase II cis-regulatory region sequence-specific DNA binding; DNA-binding transcription factor activity, RNA polymerase II-specific. The record is from RefSeq and is a predicted model, not a curated record.
AUGCUUUUGGGCCCCGGGACCUCCACCCCCUUCUCAGUUAGUGACAUCCUCAGGCGCGAGCUCGAGCCCUUGGGAGCCGAGGCCUGGCCACUCCGGAGCGCGCUAGGGAACCUGGAAAGUUCUCGGUACCUGCCACAGAACCCGGAGCAGGGAAGGUCAGAAGUCCAGAGUGCGGGUCGCAGCGGCAAUCACAGAAGCCUGGAUGAGGUUGAGCCUCUCGGAGGUCCUUGUGAGAUGGUCUCCAAGACGGAUGCGGAAAGGGCAGGGAACCCCGAGGCCGGCCUGGGCGCUGCCUCGCCACUCGGCGGCGAGCCCGAGGUGCCAGCUUGCGGCGCGGGCGACGGUGGCCGCGGGCCGGAGCAGCGCCCCGCACGACCACGACGGAAGCCCCGCGUGCUCUUCUCGCAGGCGCAGGUGCUGGCGCUCGAGCGGCGCUUCAAGCAGCAGCGCUACCUGUCAGCGCCGGAGCGCGAGCACCUGGCCAGCGCGCUGCAGCUCACGUCCACGCAGGUCAAGAUCUGGUUCCAGAACCGGCGUUACAAGUGCAAGAGGCAGCGCCAGGACAAGUCCCUGGAACUGGCGGGCCACCCCCUAGCGCCUCGCCGGGUGGCGGUGCCGGUUCUGGUGCGGGACGGCAAGCCCUGCCUGGGCCCGGGCGCAGCCGCCUUCCCCGGGCCCUACGGAGCGGCGGCGGCGUCUUAUACCUGCUACGGGGGCUACGCGGCUGCUCCCUGCGGCGCGGGCUACGGUGGCGGCUACCCCGGUGCACCUCCCGGCUGCGCACCGCCCACGCCCCUGGCCGCCCUGGCUUUCGGCGGAGAUGGCACGAAUGCCAGUCCCCAGGGCCAUCUGCCCGCCACACUUCAAGGGGUCAGAGCCUGGUGA